CUUUCAUCCACAUGAUGGCGCUAGAAACCGCGUUUUUAUUUUAUUUUUAAACAAAGGAAUACAGUACAGUGAGUUUACAUUCCUUAGAAAAAAGGCCACUCCAUUUUAUCCUCAGCGGCUGAAGAUGAAAAGGCGAGCAAGUAAAAAUUAAAGCAAAUUGGGAAUUAAGUUUCCCAAAGCUGUUGUGUGGUAGUGCAAAGACAUUUGAAAAUUGCACCAAAUUUGCGAUGGUAUAUUCCCAAAGAAGUACGGGAGCCGGGCGUCUGCUGCUGUCGCUUCUGCUCCUCGCAGCCUGGGAGGCCGGGCUGGCGGAGCUGGUGCCGCGCCUGUUCCGGGUGGCGUCCAAGGGCCGCGGGGACCUCCUGGAGGUAAAUGUGCAGAAUGGCAUUUUGUUUGUGAAUUCUCGGAUCGACCGCGAGGAGCUGUGCGGGCGGAGGGCGGAGUGCAGCAUCCACCUGGAGGUGGUGGUGGAGCGGCCGCUGCAGGUUUUCCACGUGGAGGUGGAGGUGAAGGACAUUAACGACAACCCGCCAAGGUUCUUGCGACAAGAACAAAGAUUAUUUAUUUUAGAAUCAAGAACAGUAGAUUCCCGGUUUCCGCUAGAGGGCGCAUUUGAUAUGGAUAUCGGAGCAAACGCAGAAUUGAGAUACAAGUUAAAUUCUAAUGAACAUUUUCAUUUGGAUGUGAAAACAAAUGAAGAAGGAACUAACUCUUUAGGGCUAGUAUUGACGAAGCCGGUAGACAGAGAAGAAACCCAGGAACUUCGUUUAUUACUGAUUGCGGUGGAUGGAGGAAAACCUGAACUAACAGGUACUGUUCAGUUAUUGAUCAAUGUAUUGGAUGCAAAUGACAAUGCCCCAGAAUUUGAUAAAUCAGUGUAUAAGGUUAGAUUACUUGAAAAUACACCGAAUGGGACGUUAGUUAUUAAACUGAACGCCUCAGAUGCAGAUGAGGGUAUUAAUAAGGAAAUAGUGUACCUCUUUAGUAAUCUUGUUCUUGACAAUGUAAAAUCUAAAUUUACAAUAAAUUCUAAUAGUGGGGAAAUAACGGUUAAGGGAGAACUGGAUUAUGAAGACUGCAAUUUAUAUGAAAUCAACAUCGAUGCUGUAGAUAAAAGUCCAUUCCCAUUAACUGGACACUGCAAAGUAAUAGUGAAACUCUUGGAUGAGAAUGAUAACACUCCAGAGAUGGCCGUCACUUCCCUGUCUCUGCCCGUCAGAGAGGACGCUCCACUGGGCACCGUCAUUGCUUUGAUCAGUCUGUCCGACCGAGAUUCCGGUGCCAACGGACAAGUGACCUGCACCCUGUCGCCACACGUUCCCUUCAAGCUGGUGUCCACCUUCAAGAAUUACUAUUCGCUGGUGCUGGACAGCGCCCUGGACCGCGAGAGCGUGGCGAACUAUGAGUUGGUGGUGACCGCGCGGGACGGGGGAUCGCCUUCGCUGUCGUCCACAGCCAGCGUGUCCGUGGAGGUGGCCGACGUGAACGACAACGCGCCGCUGUUCGCGCAGCCCGAGCACACGGUGUUCGUGAAGGAGAACAACCCGCCCGGCGGCCACAUCUUCACGGUGUCGGCGCGGGACGCGGACGCGCAGGAGAACGCGCGGGUGUCCUACUCGCUGGUGGAGCGGCGGGUGGGCGAGCGCGCGCUGUCGAGCUACGUGUCGGUGCACGCGGAGAGCGGCCAGGUGUCCGCGCUGCAGCCGCUGGACCGCGAGGAGCUGGAGCUGCUGCAGUUCCAGGUGAGCGCGCGCGACGCGGGCGAGCCUCCUCUGGGCAGCACCGUGACGCUGCAGGUGUUCGUGCUGGACGAGAACGACCACGCGCCCGCGCUGCUGCCUCCGGCCCCGGGCGUGCUGGUGUGCUCCAGCACCGAGGGGAGCUGGUCGUACUCCCAGCAGAGGCGGCAGAGGGUGUGCUCUGGGGAGGGGCCGCCCAAGACGGACCUCAUGGCCUUCAGCCCCAGCCUCCCUCAGGGUCCCAGCUCUGCAGACAAUUUCCUAGCAAUUUUCAGCAUCUAUGGGUGA
This is a messenger RNA of Myotis davidii, 2027 nucleotides long. Its product is annotated as protocadherin alpha-5. Gene Ontology annotation, biological process: homophilic cell-cell adhesion. Gene Ontology annotation, cellular component: plasma membrane. NCBI's taxonomy places the organism in Eukaryota, Metazoa, Chordata, Mammalia, Chiroptera, Vespertilionidae. Gene Ontology annotation, molecular function: calcium ion binding. The record is from RefSeq and is a predicted model, not a curated record.